CGCCGCCGCCGCCGCCUCCGCUGCUGCCCACCCCUCUGCGCCGCGCCUCUAGCGCGGCCGGUCCUGCAAGCGGCCGCCGGGGAGGGGCGGCCGAGAGAGCAGAGCACGAGGAGGAGGAGAAGGAGGAAGAGGAGGAGGUGGAGGAGGAGGCGGCGGCAGAGAAGUGAUGCUGGCGCCGGGGAUCCGGGCAGCGGUAGCGGAGCAGCAGCAGCAUCUCCGGGACCCUGGUUGCGGCGUCCCCGUGGCCCGCGAGCAAUCCGAGCGACUGGAGAGCGCGCGCCCCGCCGGCUCAUUAGAGACACUGCAAGAACUCUUCGGUCCAGGAGUAGUGGGUUCCUUUGAAGACACAGAUGCCUUACCUCCAGAGGAGUGCUGAAGUUUUCAUUAUAAGUGAGAAAAUAUUUCCUUCCUACCCUGAAACUGGAGCCUCAGCUGCUUCUGCCAGGGAGAUGACUAGAGAGAUGGUUCUCCAGUCCCAAAAGUUUCGGCAGUUUGCUUGGCAACAACUUCUCCUGGAAUGAGCGGCUAGAAAUCUCCUCAUCAGAGGGACCGUGCCUUGUCUCCUGUCUCUGCAGUAGAAAGUGGUUUAACACAUCAAGCUUGGCCCAAAAGAAUAAAGAGGAUGAUUUGUGAGUCAUAGAACCUUCAUUCAGGUUUGGAAGAAAACAAUGAAUGCCGAGAUGCCAGACAGCCACUGAGAUCCAUGGACAGAUCCACACUCACGCAUCUUUCUCGAAACUUAAGAUUUAUUAAUAAUAUGCUGCCUCUGAAAGAAGACAAUAAACUAGUGCCAAGAAGGCAUAUUCUUCCACAUCUGGAGUAGACCUGCUUUCAACACAAUGGCUUCAAAGGUCUCCUGUUUAUAUGUUUUGACAGUUGUGUGCUGGGCCAGUGCUCUCUGGUACUUGAGUAUAACUCGUCCUACUUCUACCUACACUGGCUCCAAGCCAUUCAGCCACCUAACAGUUGCCAGGAAGAACUUCACCUUUGGCAAUAUAAGAACUCGACCUAUAAACCCACAUUCUUUUGACUUUCUAAUAAAUGAGCCCAACAAAUGUGAGAAAAACAUUCCUUUCCUUGUUAUCCUCAUCAGCACUACCCACAAAGAAUUUGAUGCCCGCCAAGCCAUCCGAGAGACCUGGGGGGAUGAGAACAACUUCAAAGGGAUCAAGAUUGCCACUCUUUUCCUCCUGGGUAAGAAUGCUGAUCCGGUUCUGAACCAGAUGGUAGAGCAAGAGAGCCAAAUUUUCCACGAUAUCAUUGUGGAGGAUUUUAUUGACUCCUACCAUAACCUAACCCUCAAAACAUUAAUGGGGAUGAGAUGGGUGGCCACUUUUUGCUCAAAAGCUAAGUAUGUCAUGAAGACAGACAGUGACAUUUUUGUAAACAUGGACAACCUUAUUUAUAAGCUUCUAAAACCCUCCACCAAGCCAAGAAGAAGGUAUUUUACUGGAUAUGUCAUAAAUGGAGGCCCAAUCCGGGACGUCCGCAGUAAAUGGUAUAUGCCCAGGGAUUUGUACCCUGACAGUAACUACCCACCAUUCUGUUCAGGGACUGGCUAUAUCUUCUCAGCUGAUGUGGCUGAACUCAUUUACAAGACCUCACUCCAUACAAGGCUGCUUCAUCUUGAAGAUGUAUAUGUGGGACUGUGUCUUCGGAAGCUGGGUAUCCAUCCUUUCCAGAACAGUGGCUUCAAUCACUGGAAAAUGGCCUACAGUUUGUGUAGGUAUCGCCGAGUUAUCACUGUGCAUCAGAUCUCCCCAGAAGAAAUGCACAGAAUCUGGAAUGACAUGUCAAGCAAGAAACAUCUCAGAUGUUAGGAUUUUUACCGAUGUAUAUAUGUGUUUCUUUUCUUUUUUGAGAAAUGAGGCUGAGGGUGUUGGUAUUUUACAUGUGUCACCAAAAGAAAUAUUUUGGUGAAGGGGUUUUGUAAGGAGGUGUUUUUUUUUCCUUCUCAUUCCUAGUUCCUUUCUUUGAUUACCAAUUUGCAAGUGUUAGGUUUGUGUUAUAGAAACAAAAUAUGAGGUAUAGGGCCUGAUUAUGUCCUAAGGUCCUGAGGCAUUGCCAUUUAUCAGCAAAAGCAACUGCCUAAUGACUGUUAGUAUUUACUUACUGUGCAACUGAGAUAAAAAUCUGGUUCUGGGAAACUGAAAGUCACAAUCAUGUCUUAAUAUCAUCUAUGUAAAAAUAAUCCAAAUCAAAAACAAUUUAGAAGUGAGGUGCAGUCAGGAAGACACACUUGAUGUGAUUAUUUAUAAUGUGUAUGCUGUUGCGUUGAAUUUUUUCCUAUAUUGCCAUGUAAUGUAUAAGGUAUUUUCAGUUCCACCAAGAGAUGA
Messenger RNA from Sorex fumeus (smoky shrew), 2336 nucleotides. It is a transcript of the gene B3GALT1, whose product is annotated as beta-1,3-galactosyltransferase 1. The transcript has 5 exons. The coding region runs from base 840 to 1820 and encodes 326 amino acids. Gene Ontology annotation, molecular function: N-acetyl-beta-D-glucosaminide beta-(1,3)-galactosyltransferase activity. The record is from RefSeq and is a predicted model, not a curated record. NCBI's taxonomy places the organism in Eukaryota, Metazoa, Chordata, Mammalia, Eulipotyphla, Soricidae. Gene Ontology annotation, cellular component: membrane.